Molecule: messenger RNA, 1237 nt
Organism: Scylla paramamosain (green mud crab)
Lineage: Eukaryota; Metazoa; Arthropoda; Malacostraca; Decapoda; Portunidae
Product: cyclin-dependent kinases regulatory subunit-like
Exons: 3
Coding region: 136-396 (86 amino acids)
Biological process (GO): regulation of mitotic cell cycle
Cellular component (GO): cyclin-dependent protein kinase holoenzyme complex; SCF ubiquitin ligase complex
Molecular function (GO): histone binding; ubiquitin binding; protein kinase binding
Source: RefSeq, a predicted model, not a curated record
AAAAAAGCGCGCCAAAAGUUGUUUACACUUGACCCGGGAGGAUCGUGAACUUUUGCGUGUUAACUUUUUCACCGGUAAUAUUAUCGUGCUUUCCGCUUUCAGGACCAAGACCGUUUUCACGAAACAGUAUUCAAGAUGAAGGGGGACCAGAUUCAGUAUUCUGAGAAAUAUUGUGACGACAAAUAUGAGUACAGGCAUGUUAUCCUGCCAGCAGAAUUGGCAAAAUUAGUUCCAAAAACUCAUCUCAUGACUGAAACAGAAUGGCGCAACCUUGGAGUCCAACAGUCCCCUGGCUGGGUCCACUACUUAGUUCACAGUCCAGAACCACACAUCCUGCUCUUCAGAAGGCCUCGAACUGAUGUGAAGCAGAGUGCAGCUUCACAAAGUGCAACUUAAUAUUUUCUUGUCUCAGAAGCAUGUUUUUUUUUUUUUCUUUUUCUUUUCUUUUCUUUUCUUUUCUUUUCUUUUCUUUUUUUUCAUGAGCACAGUUUUUCUGCUGUUUUCUUCUGUAUUAUUUACAUUCCUAGUUCAUUGAUUUGUUGUCUCAUCAUCUUCAGUAUUUUUCAACAGAAUAUAUAUUAUUUAUUUUAAUAAAUGGAUGCUUUGUAAAAAUACUGAAGCUAAGUUAGUAUUUUUGUGCAUUACAUCUUUUAUUUAAAAUUUUUAUUACUUAUAUACAAUCAUUAUAUUAAUUAAAGGUUGAAAAUAGGGCACUAGUGACUGUUAUUUUCAGAUAUUUUAAUAAUGCUUGUUAUUUUAAUCUCAAGGACAGAGGUCAUUGUGUGUUCAACCUGUGUUUUGUAAUGCUGAAUUGCAAAAAGUUUUCAUGGUACUAAUGUGCAUCUGUUAUUAUUUCUUGUCAUUAUUUAAUGUGAUCAUAGUAGUGUAGAUCUGGUGGCUAAGGGAGCCUCAGAUCAAGUAUUCUAAAAGUACAGUACAUUUAAUUGACUACCAUUUCCUAAAGAUGAAUCAUCAAAGUUUUGUCAGUUUAAAUGACAUUGGGUUUUGCAAUUUAAAGAAGUGGCAAAGAUUGUAUAAGAAAAUAUAAGGAUUUGUUCCCUCAUUGAUGUAUCCUAGAAUUGUCCAUGAAUGAAGUAAAAAAUCUUUAUAUUGUACUACAUAGAUAAUAGUUACAUAUUAGGUAUUUUCAUAGAUAAUAUAUUAAACAUUAUACUUCAAAAUCAUCCAUAUACCAUCUCAUAAUGUAGAAGACAUUUACCAAUAAAUUAUCUUUGAU